Molecule: messenger RNA, 4971 nt
Organism: Amphiprion ocellaris (clown anemonefish)
Lineage: Eukaryota; Metazoa; Chordata; Actinopteri; Pomacentridae
Gene: arnt2
Product: aryl-hydrocarbon receptor nuclear translocator 2
Exons: 20
Coding region: 288-2483 (731 amino acids)
Biological process (GO): regulation of transcription by RNA polymerase II
Cellular component (GO): nucleus; transcription regulator complex; cytoplasm
Molecular function (GO): DNA-binding transcription factor activity, RNA polymerase II-specific; RNA polymerase II cis-regulatory region sequence-specific DNA binding; protein dimerization activity
Source: RefSeq, a predicted model, not a curated record
AAAUCUCGCGGUGUUACCAUUCAGACAUAUUGCAUGUUAUUAAGUCUGCGAUUUUUUUCAUUAAAGAUACAUAAUAUAUCUAUGUACGCGUUCUCUACAGAAACUGUAUCAGCAGUCGCGUGAAUCUACAGUAUUUUUUUCUGCCCGUGAACGGAUGUGAGAUUGGGGGUUAAACCGAGCGUCGCGUGCCAAUCCCGCGGAGUUUCGACGCUCUCUCACGGGGCUCUCAGCCGUAUUGUGCGUCAUCUCCAUCGCCGCCGUUUUGUUAUUUCUCUCCGUAAAGGAAGAUGGCAACUCCCGCUGCGGUCAACCCGUCCGAAAUGGCCAGUGAGUUGCCAGGGGCAGUAGCAAUGCCAGGAGCAGUUGGGUCUGGUCAGGUGAGGAUGGGAGGAGGUGUACAAGGCCGUGGGGGCAAAAGAAGAUCAGGAGGAAUGGACUUUGAUGACGAAGAUGGAGAGGGACCGAGCAAAUUUUCAAGGUAUGAUGAUGAUCAGAUUCCUGGUGGAGAUAAGGAAAGAUAUGCCAGAGAGAACCACAGUGAGAUCGAGCGACGCCGACGCAACAAAAUGACCCAGUACAUCACUGAGCUGUCAGACAUGGUCCCUACCUGCAGCGCCCUGGCCCGAAAACCUGAUAAGCUGACCAUCCUGCGUAUGGCAGUCUCCCAUAUGAAAUCCAUGAGGGGCACUGGCAACACAUCCACUGAUGGGGCCUAUAAGCCUUCCUUUCUCACUGAACAGGAACUGAAGCACCUGAUCCUGGAGGCAGCGGAUGGCUUUCUGUUUGUGGUUGCUGCCGAGACAGGCCGGGUCAUCUAUGUGUCCGACUCUGUGACGCCGGUGCUCAACCAUCCCCAGUCAGAGUGGUUUGGCAGCACUCUGUAUGAACAGGUUCACCCCGAUGAUGUGGACAAGCUGAGGGAACAGCUUAGCACUUCAGAAAACUCAAUGACAGGGCGGAUUCUGGACCUGAAGACAGGGACAGUGAAGAAAGAGGGACAGCAGUCCUCCAUGAGGAUGUGCAUGGGCUCACGACGCUCUUUUAUCUGCCGCAUGAGGUGCGGCACCGCUCCUUUGGAUCACAUCUCCCUAAACCGCCUGUCUAACAUGAGGAAGAGAUACAGGAAUGGCCUUGGUCCCUCAAAAGAAGGAGAAGCUCAGUACUCUGUAGUGCAUUGCACUGGCUACAUCAAAGCCUGGCCCCCUGCAGGCAUGACUAUACCAGAAGAAGACACAGAGGCAGGUCAGACGGGAAAAUACUGCCUAGUGGCUAUUGGGAGACUGCAGGUAACCAGCUCUCCAGUUUCCAUGGAUAUGAAUGGUCUGUCGGUUCCCACAGAGUUUCUGUCACGUCACAACUCGGAUGGUGUCAUCACUUUUGUCGACCCGCGCUGCAUCAACGUCAUUGGUUAUCAGCCUCAGGACUUACUGGGGAAAGAUAUUUUAGAGUUCUGCCAUCCUGAAGACCAGAGUCACCUGAGAGAAAGUUUCCAACAGGUGGUGAAAUUGAAGGGUCAGGUCCUGUCAGUGAUGUAUCGUUUCCGGAUGAAAAACAGGGAGUGGAUGCUAAUCCGAACCAGCAGUUUCACCUUCCAGAACCCAUACUCUGAUGAGAUAGAGUACAUCAUCUGCACCAACACCAAUGUCAAGCAGUUGCAGCAGCAGCAGGCAGAGCUAGAGGUUCACCAGAGAGAUGGACUGACUGCCUACGAUCUUUCCCAGGUACCUGUGGCCAGCGUCAGCAGUGGAGUCCAUGAGGCGGGAAAGAACAUCGACAAGACAGAAGCCCUGUUCUCUCAGGAGAGAGACCCACGCUUUGCUGAGAUGUACACCAGCAUUUCUGGAUCGGGAGACAAAAAGAUGAUGGUUCCCUCCUCUACAGCUGGAGGCCAGCAGAUCUACUCCCAGAGCUCUCCCUUCCAGCAGGGACACUCUGGCAAAAGUUUCAGUUCCUCUGUGAUCCAUGUCCCUGGUGUGAACGACAUCCAGCCAGCUGGCUCAUCUAAUCAGAAUCUAGCUCAAAUCUCAAGACAGCUUAACCCAGGCCAAGUGGCAUGGUCAGGCAACCGACCCCCCUUCUCUGGACAAUCCAACAAAGCCCAGUCCAGUCCAUUUGGUAUUGGUUCUGGCCACAGCUACCAGACUGACCCGGCCUCCUACAGUCCCUUGUCGUCCCCAGCCACUUCCUCUCCCAGUGGCAACGCCUACUCAGGACUGACCAACCGCAGCACAGCUUUUGAUGUGUCGGGGGAAAGCAGUCAAAGUGGAGCCCAGUUCCAGGGUCGUCCCAGUGAGGUCUGGUCCCAGUGGCAGAACCAGCAUCACUCUCAGCAGGCCGGAGAACAACACACACAUCCCAACCCCAGCCAGACAGAAGUCUUUCAGGACAUGUUACCCAUGGCUGGAGAUCCCACGCAGGGAACAGCAAACUACAACAUUGAGGACUUUGCCGACCUCGGCAUGUUCCCACCCUUCUCUGAGUAAUAACUUCCUCUCUCCAUCGCUCUCCCUUCCAAAACUGGACUGAUGUUUGCAUUUAUCUCUGAUGUUCUGUCUCAUUUUAUGUAUAACUGGAUCACCAACACACAUCCAUGUGCAGCACGGUGAAUGUCUGGGUGAACUUACCAUUUGCACGCAUACAAACACACACAGUGCACUAAUGUUUGGGCUCCAAGGCCUGCAGUAUGUAUCUGUGAACAUACACAUACCUCAUCGCUGCCAAGACGAACGCUCCCGUCAUGUGGAAGGACCGCCAUCAGUCCGCUGUCAUCAGCUCUUUGUCUUAACGGGCACUGUUUGAAGCUCUCUGAACAAAUGAAUCGGCCUGUGGCAUGUAGGUCAGGGAGACGCUCUCUGCGGUCGGCAUCAGCAAGACCAGCCCGGUGAUCACAUUUUCUGUCAGUGUAUGCAUAGACUAGUGUCAGUAUUAUCAUUUUACACUUCCACUCUUUAAGAUUUGAUAAAACAAAACAUUUCAAAUGUGUUCCUACAUCUACAGUAUUCACAUUAUUUAUGACUGUCCAUCCAUGCAGAUGCCUAAUGUGCAUGAGUAGUAGCCAGUGAUAGAAAGCUGCUACUGUGUCCACAUCUGCUGCAGCUGGGAGGUUUUUUGUUUUUUGUUUUCAAGGUUUUGCUUUCAGGAUGGAACAAGUACAUCUGAGCAAAAACUAAGCAAAACAUAAACUGCUUUCAACAACCUUUGCUACAUUUUAAGAAACAGGGUGAUUAUAUUAUAAAUGUACAAUUGCUGCAUUGCAUUAAUUUCCCAACAUCAGUUAAUGCCGUAAUGCAGUCUGACUUGCAUAUGACAUUUGAAGUGUCAGAUCCUUUUCAUGUUGUUUUAGCUUCGUAAUGGCUUUAGACAGUUGAAACAUGCUGCAGUUUUAGCCAGAGAAGGUAAAACUAUGGAGAUUAAUCAUAAUUUAUCUACUGAAGAAAUAGCACUACUCCACUUACAGUUGUCCAGAGGUAUUGUAACCAUUGGUGGGCUCUGGGCAAGUGGAAGAUUAUUUGUUUUGUUUUGUUUUUUGUUUGUUUGUUUUUGCAAUAUGUAUAUCUCUACACUUGUGACACAAUCCUACAGACCUGAGAUCACCCACAUGCUGCUGUAGGCCUCAUCACAGACCCGCAGUCCCACUCAGUGAUCAUCACACUGUAGUAACUGGUGCACUAACAGCCCUUUUACUUUCAAACAUGAUUAUAUUGUAGUGUGAGGACAGAGGACAACAGAUGGGCAUGUAGUUUAGACUGCAGUUUGGAAAUAACAUACAUGAGGUGGCACAUUUGACCUGCUAAAAUCCAUGAGGGCCAUCACAGCUUGCAUGUAUUGACAUUCAACGUGACACAUGUUGCUUUUAGUUAUCAGGAAAAUGCUUUCAACUAACAAGAAUGCUUUGUGUUCAGUCAUGUUGACACCCAUUUGUACCUGAGACAAAACGCAGAACAAAGUGGACCCGCAGCAACCUCAGUCAAAGACUGUAUGCACAGUUCUACUUGUAGAUUUGAGGUCCUGGUUUUUAUUUUGACAGCGUGGCCCUUGCUUGAUCGUAGACCAGUAGGAGAGCGGUCCCUCUCUGGUUCCCACCUGGACCGACUGUAGAGAGCACCAAUUAACGACGCUAUUGAUGUAAAUUUACAAGAAGUACCAACACUACCUGUUGGCAUGAACACACACUAAGAUAUAUGUAAGUGUUCAAGAUUUACACCUCCAUCUGUCUGGUGCCGCUUUUUGCACACCAUCACCGACCGCUAAACAGUAGCAGGAGAGGAGAAGCUGCUCAUCUCCACCUACUGCUGUCAUAUUUCUGUCCAUCAACCUUAUUGUGUAUCCUAUAUGUAGUAAUGUCCUGAACUCUAGAAAAUAACUUUAAGCCAGUAUAGAAGGAUUCUAUGUAUAAAUGAAACAACUUUCUUUUUUGCAAAAAAGUCAUUGCAGACAGUUGCUAAGCUAAGGCUUAAAGUGCACUUCAUGAAGCUAACCGCUAAUCACACCAGCCUGCUUUUAAAGGGAAGAACUGCCAUACCGUCCAAGCAAAGCGCAGUAUUUACUAGUAUAUUUGGUGUUCUUCAGCUCUCGCUACUUGACUUUAUUACUUUAUAAUCUUUUCAACAAUUAAGAGACUGAAUAAUACUUUCUAGUUGGGGAGCUUUUACAUGAUAGAUUGUAUAAUGUCUCUGACAGAUGAGAGAUCCUUCAGACAUUGGAGUCCUUUUGCUAAAGAUCUCAAAUUGAUGUUUUUUGUAAAUAAUGUGAUUUUUAUGUCAACUCGUGUUAAUUUCACACAGUACAUUUUUGUGUAGUUUUAACGAUAUUGUGUGCAAUGUGAGUACGUAUUUAACGAUUGGUAUUUAGUUAGAUGAUUAAUUGUACAUUGAGUUCUAGACUUGUAUAAAUUGUGUAAAUGUGACCCUUUACUUUUGUGUAACAAAUUGUGCUUGUGACAAUAAAUUCUUUUUGUUUAUGUGGCUUCCA